GAAAAGAUAAUGAUAUAAAUGUGUAGAUCUGAGUAACAAUGUGAAAUCUCACCGGUACCGUGGGUACCUGCCAAUAUAAUGUAGAUAGAUAUAUGAUAGAUACGGAUAUUCAGUGGGCGAAUAUAUAUUGAUCACCGUAAUUAACGCUAUAUGUUAUGGCUGCUACCGACUGGAAGCAAAUUUGGGCUCCCUUGCACGCACCUGACAACACUUCUUCUAGCUUUUCGCUGAUACACUGUCGACUCGGCAGAACUCGCUUCUUCGAGGCGCGCCCGGCGGCGGUCCACUUCUCUGGAUUUGAGGUUGGUCGCAAGCUCUCAGUAAAGUUGGAGGUACUCAAUAUCUCAGAGAUGGGGCAGCGGCUGUAUCUUGUCGUGCCGCAGAGCCCACAAUUCCGAGUACGCAAGUUUGCGAAGAAAGGGCAGAUCGCACCAGGCAUGGUAUACCACAGUGCUUGUUUAAUCUUUCAGUUUGGAAAUAAUAUGCGUGCAACAGGCAGAGCGAUUUUUCAUAGAUUUUAUACCAGACCAGUGGAGAUACUACUACGAAACUGUGCAUUUGAUUUCCGAGCAUGGGGAAACACUGGCUGUUCCCAUCCAUGCGUACCCAGUGAUGAAUCGAAUGUCUUUACCAACAGAGAUUGACUUUGGGGCUUGUGCUCUAUGGGACAGCGUAUUUAAAACUGUGGAAUUGGUGUGUGAUGUGGCAGCUGCUUUUGAGUAUCGUAUUACCUUAGUUAAGGCGCAUUCUCAAUUCAAAUUACUGACACCUCUGUCUGGGGUUGUUAAAGCUGACGAAUCUAUACAGCUCCGGAUAAGAUUUCGUCCCGUGACCUUAGGGACUUCUAGCAUGCAGGUUCUGGUUGAGAUAUCGCAAUUGGACAGUGAACCACAUCUCCUAAACAUCAUGGGUAACGCAGUACCUGGUGCAAGACGCCGGCAGGUCUUGGAUCUUGCGGGAAUAUAUCGAAUGAAUUCGGCACUGGGCAACAAAAGAGAUUCUGAAGUACAAUAUUGCACUGAUCACGAGACAAGCGAUAGUGGCCGUAAAGUCUCGAGGUAUAAAGCACCCUCUCGAGCAGAAUAUAUGGUCGAAGGCCUUAGAGUUCCAAGUGAGCUGCGAAUGGGCGACCAACGCAGUGCAAAUUAUAUCUUGACUCAAAGUCCAGGUAAACCCGUAUCAGAUGACUUGAAGCAAGCCACCAAUGCCCAACGAGCAAGCGGAGACCCCGAGAAGGGGAAUGUACCACAGACAAGGAUGGGCGACAAACUAGAAGACAAAGCCAUAUUAAAUUUUGCAGAAUUAGCCAGCACACUGCUUGAACUGAAGACUGUAGCAACAAAGAGUGAAGGAAAUAGGAGUCAUCUGGAUGAAAUCGCAUUUUUGCGCGGCUUGGCUGAUCUCAAUGUUGGAGAAAAGGAACGAGAAUUCAGAGGUUCGGAAGAGUCUCUUGGAGAGCACUUGCUUUCUGUCAAGGAAAGAGGCAUCGUUGAGUCUCAAGCCAACCGCAUCUCAAUCAAUUUAGACAACAAGCGUCGUUCUAAGCAGCGUUCGGUGGUUGGGCCAGUGAAGACUCGGUCGUGUCUAACUGCGAAUGCCAUUCGACCUGUCAGUGCACUUUCUUACCUCCAGAACAUUUCCGCCUCAACCUUUAAUCUGCUUGCCCAAGGCAUGUGGGAGAAGCGAUCCGCAGGUCUAAGGUUGCUGAUCGCUCUAAUUGGCAGGUGGAUUAUCCGGAAACGUGCAACUAAGCGUCUCCUAAGGGUCAAAGCAAGGGUAAACUACACUAAGGCCGAGAGAGAUGAUGCACUAGCCAACUGUGAGAUUAGAGGCUCCACAGGGUAUGUUGAGCAUAUAGCGAGUGGUAGUAAGCACAAUAAAUGUCCGCUGAGCCCUGGCACAAGUCCGUUAAAAAUGGAUCAUGCGCGACUAAUUAAAUACAUGCCAGAGCGUGAACCCAUUGACAUCGAGGCAAGCUUGAUAGCAUCCCACAUAUUCCCAAGAUAUGAAGAAAACGCCACCAUUGUAAGAGAGCCAAUAGUAGCCGGGGAAACCGAGCGCAUUGUUGUUCCAAAUUCCGACAAUCCAUUUUUCUGCACCUUGGACAGUAUCUAUGUCCAGGUUGCUUUCUACUAUCUAUCCAUGGGGCCAUCAAAAUACUGCUGUCACUUCCCAGUGGUUUUUGGUGGCAGCACUCGAGACGGUGCCGCCGAGGACCUACAUGUACGGACUUCUAGGGAAGUAAAGACUCCCUGGGACGUUUCUAAGACAAUGUUUGAAGAAGAAGCUACAAUGUCCAGCGCGCCCUGUGCUAGCUGGAAUUCAGCCAUUCUAUUGGAGGCUGAAGGUCACGACAACUUUGACAAGCCAUGGAGAAAUAUAUCUAUGCAUUUUUCACUCCAGAGAAAUCUAGCAGCCGUUAGCGGCUGGACAUACCUCAGGGACACGAGCUAUGAUGUAACUAUGCAAAAUCCAACCAAAGACGACGAGGCCUCUAGUACAUGGCCCCUACAACCUAUGCCGUUAAACCGCAAAUUGAGUCUAGCCGCAAGAGUUGCUGCAGCUAGGUUGGCAGCUACUGCAAACGCAUAUCCAUAUUACUGGCCUACAGUUUCAGAUCACUGGUGUCCGCGGCUGGAACGUCGCGCUUCAGGUCUCCAUUGCCUCUCGGGACAGUACCACCUCGGCUCCUGGGCUGUUGAAUCUGCAAUGCCGCGCCCGCUCUUGGGUUCUGACGUUGACGAUGCGCUAUCGGAAUCAGAAUCAGAGGACGAGUCUGUUUAUUCCCAGGUCUCUCUUACCACUGACAAGCAAUGCAGGUCCAUGUUUCGUGAUGUCCAACCGGCUUCAAGGCAGCAGCCUGGAAGUACUGAACACUGCUCAGGACUAACUUCUUCAAUUGUCUCAGAUCUUCCUCGGGACCGUGCUCAUCUUGAACUUGUCCGUAAAAAGCAAACCCACCGCACAAUGGCCGAGUCGCUCCUCAGAAUACGAACUGGCUGGGUUGCAGACUGCAUUCGCUGCCCUCUUCUUCGUGACCAGUUUGUCAAUACUAGCAGUGGCACUGGCAUGGGAAAAGCCUGACAGGGCAAAGUGGAUCAUUGUGGUGGGUGGAUGGGUCUAUGGGUUGGUAAAAGCUGGAGGAAAGUUGCUUCGUCCACUCGCAGCCGAAUGAUCCUGUUGAGUGGCUGUAGUUCGAGUGACUUCUUGACUUCUAGUAGUACUGCCACCCUCUACUUCCACCCACUAGUAGUAUAUGACUUUCGGCCCAUUUUACACCAAAACGGACGCUCACGGGAAACCCGUUCGCUAAUCGUUUUGAUGAAAAAUGAGCCGAAAGUCAAUUAUAUCGAGACCGAAAUCCAUGGUUCUGGGCGGUCGAUUUUGGGGGUCUAAUGAUUUCUAGUAUAUUUCAUGAACUUGAAUAGGGGGUAUUUUCGAAUAUAUAGUUGAGUUAGUCCCACCA
This is a messenger RNA of Pelagomonas calceolata, 3466 nucleotides long. Lineage: Eukaryota; Pelagophyceae; Pelagomonadales; Pelagomonadaceae. The record is from the annotation of a GenBank genome assembly.